AAUCCCAGCCCGGUAGCAGCGCGGACCACGAGCCAUAUAGUCGAACCGAAGCUCUCGUCCGUAACAGUUCAAGUUCAGCAGGCCAGCAGCAGACAGCAGGUACCAACCAACGCCCUCCCUUGCAAGACGCUCAAUCUGCGGGAACGCGAAACAGUUGAUUCCGUAUUCGCGCGCGAAUCGUGGCAAGUUCAAAAGCAUUCUAGCUCUCAGCUGAUUCGGAAGUACUUUCAAACCGCACUCGGUCUGUCGGUCUUUGGGAGUAACUUUCAGUUUCAGUUUCCUUUUCGUAGUGCGCUCUCGCCGAAAAGUUUCAUAAGAGGAAAUCUCUUCUUAUCCUCUCGUCGCUCAACCCGCAAUCUCCGUCCAAAAUGCGUCCGUUGGUUCGCAGUACCAGUACGAUGUCGCUCGUGCCAGUGCACUACCGCAGCUGGUGGGAUGACUGGGAUCUCCCGCUCUACUCGCGGGUGAUGGAAAAAUCCGUCACCGAGGAGGUCCUCAGCGAAGAUCCACUGUGGUGGCGUCAUGCUCCGAUGCCCCCGCUACGUUGGUCCAGCUUGUGGCGCCCGUGGAAGUAUUUCAGCCUGCGGGACGUCGGUUCCCGGGUGGACUCGGAUCGGGAAAAGUUCAUGAUCGAAGUCGACGUCCAUCAGUUUGCCCCGCACGAGGUCACCGUGAGGAAAACCGACAAGUAUGUCACCAUCGAGGGCAAGCACGAGGAGAAGCGUGACGAACAGGGCUACGUCUCCAGACAGUUCUCGCGGCGAUAUCUGAUUCCAAUUGGCUACGAUGCAAACCUGAUCGUAUCGUCGCUCUCCUCGGACGGAGUCCUGACCGUCACUGCCCCAAGGAUCGGACUGCCAGCUCCAAAGGUCGAGAAGUUCGUCCCCAUCUGGCACACCGGCAAGCCUGCCAUCGAGGAUAAGAAUUUUCGUAUUGGAUUCUACUUGCAUUAGAUUUGUUGUGGCACCUUGCAAUUCAAGUUCGACACUCACCUUGAAAACCGCGACUAGCACCCCAGAAAAAUAAAAUAAGCAUAACAAGAAGAACAGCUCUCACGUGGCACGACACGGCCGCACACGAUAGAAACGCUAUCGGUAAGGUAUUGACAGAAUUGAAACCGCGAGGCCACCUUGUGAUACACAGCAGAUAACCAACAAACGCGAACUUUAACAUCUCCACACCAUCACCACUAAAGAUCAUGGCUAAGGGGCACUUUGAGCGAGGUCAUCGGGGUUGUGAGAUAUAGAUUUAGAAUCGAGGUAGCGAUCCGAAAUGACCUAUUAUAGCUGGCAUGUGGCACAAAAUGUGAUUCAGUAGUGUUCUAAUUCUAGAUGAGAGACUUUAUUGAUACCUUCGAUUGGAACAGUAACAGAGAAAUAAACGUCACGUUUUCCGAAAAACAUCAA
Ochlerotatus camptorhynchus is the source of this 1406-nucleotide messenger RNA. Its product is annotated as protein lethal(2)essential for life-like. The coding region runs from base 369 to 953 and encodes 194 amino acids. Gene Ontology annotation, cellular component: cytoplasm; nucleus. The transcript is spliced from 4 exons. Gene Ontology annotation, biological process: response to heat; protein refolding. The record is from RefSeq and is a predicted model, not a curated record. Lineage: Eukaryota; Metazoa; Arthropoda; Insecta; Diptera; Culicidae.